UGAUACCGGAAGUUCGGGCGUGCGCGGAGCCGGGUGCGCUUUGCGACAGAGCCGUAAAGGCGCGCGGGGAUAUGGGGCUGUACGCUGCCGCGGCAGGCGUGCUGGCAGGCGUGGAGAAGCGCCAGGGUUCCAUCAAGGGGCUGGUGUACUCCAGCAACUUCCAGAACGUGAAGCAGCUGUACGCGCUGGUGUGCGAAACGCAGCGCUACUCCGCCGUGCUGGAUGCCGUGAUCGCCAGCGCCGGCCUCCUCCGUGCGGAGAAGAAGCUGCGGCCGCACCUGGCCAAGGUGCUAGUGUAUGAAUUGUUGUUGGGAAAGGGCUUUCGAGGUGGUGGGGGCCGAUGGAAGGCUCUAUUGGGCCGGCACCAGGCGAGGCUCAGGGCUGAGUUGGCUCGGCUUAAGGUUCAUCGGGGUGUGAGCCGGAAUGAGGACCUGUUGGAAGUGGGAUCCAGGCCUGGAGGAGUCUCCCAGCUGCCUCGAUUUGUGCGUGUGAAUACUCUCAAGACCUGCUCCGAUGAUGUAGUUGAUUAUUUCAAGAGACAAGGUUUCUCCUAUCAGGGUCGGGCUUCCAGCCUCGACGACUUACGAGCCCUCAAGGGGAAGCAUUUUCUCCUGGACCCCUUGAUGCCGGAGCUGCUGGUAUUUCCCGCCCAGACAGAUCUGCAUGAACACCCACUAUACCGGGCCGGACACCUCAUUCUGCAGGACAGGGCAAGCUGUCUCCCAGCCAUGCUGCUGAACCCUCCGCCAGGCUCCCAUGUCAUUGAUGCCUGUGCCGCCCCAGGCAAUAAGACCAGUCACUUGGCUGCUCUUCUGAAGAACCAAGGGAAGAUCUUUGCUUUUGACCUGGAUGCCAAGCGGCUGGCAUCAAUGGCCACGCUGCUGGCCCGGGCUGGCAUCUCCUGCUGUGAGCUGGCUGAGGAGGACUUCCUGGCGGUCUCUCCCUCAGACCCACGCUACCGUGAGGUCCACUACAUCCUGCUGGAUCCUUCCUGUAGUGGCUCGGGUAUGCCGAGCAGACAGCUGGAGGAGCCCGGGGCAGGCACACCAAGCCCGGCGCGUCUGCAUGCCCUGGCAGGGUUCCAGCAGCGAGCCCUGUGCCACGCGCUCACUUUCCCUUCCCUGAAGCGGCUCGUCUACUCCACGUGCUCCCUCUGCCAGGAGGAGAAUGAAGAUGUGGUGCGAGAUGCGCUGCAGCAGAACCCCGGUGCCUUCAGGCUAGCUCCUGCCCUGCCUGCCUGGCCCCACCGAGGCCUGAGCACGUUCCCGGGUGCCGAGCACUGCCUCCGGGCCUCCCCUGAGACCACGCUCAGCGGUGGCUUCUUCGUUGCCAUAAUUGAACGGGUCGAGGUGCCGAGCCUCACAGGCCAAAGCAUCAGCACCAGAAUGCACACCCAGCCCAGCCCCAAAGAGAAAGAAGAGACAGCCAAAAGCCGGAGCCGGUGCGUGCACACCGCCUUGCACAUAGCAGAGGCUUCGGGCUGACUCCUUCCUGGUAGGAAAGGAAGACGCCUGUCCUCUCCGUGGAGGACCCUGGGCCCUCACUGCACGCAGCAAUUUGGGUUCUGAAAGGUUAUUGGGUCCUUUCCUUGGGCUGUGUUCUUGCUGGUGAGAAAAGUGCCUGCAGAAAUAAAAUAAAAUGCAGAACGUACUCUAUGGUAGAUCACAGUUUUUUAUUCUUAAUGACAUAAGCAGGAGAAAAAUCUCACAUUCAUACUAAAAAUUCCAACUAGACUCAACAGGAAUGAAGUCUCUAUUUGUAAUGGAAAGUCCCAGCUCCCGCUCCUGUCCAGUGCGCGUACUGUACACACCCACACUCACACUCACUCGGUUCCCGGACCGGCUGUCCUGCCUGCGGAACUGAGGUAAACUAGCUCAGGUACUGACACUAGGAGGGUCUACCUUACAUAAGGUACAGGUAGAAGCUUGAUUUCUAGGCCCAGGCCCGGGCCCACCCCGACCCUCCAAUCCUAACAGGUAUUUAGGCUUGAGGUUCACUCCCUCCUCAGCUGCACACACAGCCGGGUAUGAACACGGAUCAGAGCUGUUCUGAGGGGUGGGAAGGAGCAGCCCCACCACCGAACACUCACCCUCAGUCACAACGGGGAGGGGGCACCGGUUACAUCUACAUCACAUUAUUUAUAAAAUAAGAAUUACAUUUUAUAUAACGUGGCCAGAAGGAGCUCUAGUCCCCCAGGAAAGCUGCCUGGGACAGCAUUUGAGCCUCUUCUUUGCACAGGCAUAACUUAACUAUACAGCUAAUUCCUAGUCAAUAGCAUUUAUACUUAACCACCUCAAUGAACCAAGCUUGAAGGAAUUUAAAAGGCAAUUUAGCUUAAAUACAAAAAUAAAUUUUU
This is a messenger RNA of Piliocolobus tephrosceles (Ugandan red Colobus), 2356 nucleotides long. It is a transcript of the gene NSUN5, whose product is annotated as NOP2/Sun RNA methyltransferase 5. The record is from RefSeq and is a predicted model, not a curated record. Lineage: Eukaryota; Metazoa; Chordata; Mammalia; Primates; Cercopithecidae. The transcript has 10 exons. Bases 72 to 1484 code for a protein of 470 amino acids. Gene Ontology annotation, cellular component: nucleolus. Gene Ontology annotation, biological process: rRNA base methylation. Gene Ontology annotation, molecular function: RNA methyltransferase activity.